GUCCCACCUCCCCCACCGCCUCCAGUUCCGAGAUCCAAAAUUUGACCGCUUCCAAAGCACCAGAAAGAUCUGCCUUCCUGCAGCACCACACAAUGAAGACCCUCACCAAUCUCCUCGCCGUCGCCGGCCUCAUCUGCCUCACCGCCGCCGCGCCUUCCCCUGCUCUCAUUCAAGGCAGCUGCGGCGUCUGCGACACCUUCCCCAACGGCGCCAUCGGCGGCAGCGCCCAGAUCGCACUGCGUUCUUCCACCGACCACGUGAAGGGCAGAGCCUACAAGUGCACCACCUUUGACAGCGAGGUGCGACUCAACACCUGCGUCAACCAGCAGUGCGGUCUCUGCAUGAUUUUCAAACAUAACGACUGCCAGGGCGAAGUCCUCUUCUGGGGCGGUUCAGGCACGGAGUUUCGCGGACAGGGCGCUCGCAGCUACUUCUGCAUGUGAGCGGGUGUCGUGUCGCGUUGAGACGAGUGGUUUGGACGACGUUCGCGCUGGACUACAGGAUAGCGCUCGGAGGCUUGGUCGAGUGUCGAUACUAUAAUACCCCAUUGUACAUGAGCGGCGGAGUACAGGGCCUCGGGGAUAUAAGCAUAAUGAAC
Didymella exigua CBS 183.55 is the source of this 598-nucleotide messenger RNA. RefSeq lists its product as uncharacterized. The transcript is spliced from 2 exons. The coding region runs from base 93 to 443 and encodes 116 amino acids. NCBI's taxonomy places the organism in Eukaryota, Fungi, Ascomycota, Dothideomycetes, Pleosporales, Didymellaceae. The record is from RefSeq and is a predicted model, not a curated record.